AUGGUGAGGAUAAGUACCAUGGAUUGGCUUGGGCAAUCGCAAUAUGCUUCUCAAACUGUGUUCUGGCCAUCUUUGUCGUCAGAUCGGGAUGGUAAUAUUCUCCAAGAACGCAACAGUGAGGCUGCUUGUAGCCUACUGGACACACUUCAUCCCAAGCACCGAAAAAUACUUGAAGAGCCUCCUGUACUCAAACAUCCUCUGCGCGUCUUCGAAAUACAACCACUGCGGCGACAAGGUCGAGGUCAGGUACUACACUACUACUUGGUUCCCGGGUACAACGAGACCGGACCUGCCUUGGCUCACGGCGCCCCGACGGGGAACCGUUACCCCGACUUCACCCGGGUGAACCAUGGCAAGUACGCCGUCAGCGAUGUGAGGGCGAACAUCGGCACCAGCAACCUCAUCUGGGACUACUUCUACACCACGGCUGGAGUGAGCUUCGCAAUGUACGACCCCUCCAUUGUUUCUCAGCUGCAGGAUGUCUUCGGCGCGGAUUGGGAUUCUCCUUACACCAUGCCGGUUAAACCUCUGGAGGCGUCCAGGUUUUUUUUCGUCCCACCACUUUCGCCCGGGUUUUUUUCGUAG
Messenger RNA from Triticum turgidum subsp. durum (durum wheat), 585 nucleotides. The record is from the annotation of a GenBank genome assembly. Lineage: Eukaryota; Viridiplantae; Streptophyta; Magnoliopsida; Poales; Poaceae.